AGCUCAUGGUUUUGUGUUGGUUGUGUGGCUUGUUUCAGUAAUUUCGUUUUGGUUGUUUCGGUGGUUUCAUCUGGGAGGUUGUGAUUUGUUGUUUUAAGCCAAUAUUGGACUUGGAAGAGAAGCUCACAAGUCAACUUGAUGAAAAUGUUUACAUAUGUAAAAAUAAACUUUCACCUAGUAAUUUUAAAGUUGUGAUAGCUUAAACAUGGUACCGUUUGUUGUCAUGGCAACUAAUUCUGACAUCACAAAGAUUUUGUUUUGUUCUUCAGCCAAAUAUAUAUAUUCAGGUUUUCCUAGUUAAAUUCUGUAAACACACUGAGGUAGCUGUGUGAUGGUAAAAAUAUUUAAUUACUUAAAAUAGGUCAAAGCCUUAAUUCUAAGUAUUGAGAGCAACAACAACAGUUCAGCUAUAAAUUUAAACCAUUAUUUCUCUUUGUAGUAAGAGAUGGCACACCCUCAGAUUAUAUAUUAGAAGUACUGAGUGAUAAAAUUGUAAACUGGAAAAGGCUUGGGCGUUGCCUUGGGCUCAGUGAUCCACAGCUUGAACAAAUAAAUCAAGCUCACAACCAACUGUCUGAAAAGGUAUACCAUAUGUUAAAUCACUGGAAACAUGGAAAAGGUUCUUCAGCAGCAACCUACAAGGCCUUGUGUGAUGCAUUAAGCCACGAACUUGUACAGCGCCAAGACUUGGCAGAGAAGUUUUGUUACAUUAAUGAACCUUUCGCCAUUCAUUUGCCCACUGGUGCAGUACCAGCAGGAAGAGUGACAGGAGAAGUUUCUGGUGCCGCUGCAAGUACACUUGACAGUGGAGAUUCCACUGGAGCGAGAAGUACUUUGAAACGGAAACAUUCGGAUCCAGAUCCUGAACGAGAAAACCUCAAAGACACACUCGAGCAAAUGAGAAAUCAAGUGAAAAAGUUGGAAUCACUCCUAGAUGAAGACAAACUUCAACAGAUGAAAAGUGAGAUAGCGAACAUGAGUGAGAAGUUAGACACUUUGGUAGCACAAAGAGAGACCGACGAUGAAGACAAUACGAGAGAUGAUUUCAAGGAAAUGGCAAGGGACAUACGAACCAUCAGUGAAAAGCUAAAAAGUCAAGUGACAUCAGGGGAAGAAGGAAACAGCAGAGACAACCUUGAGCAGAUGAAAACGAAAAUUGCAGACAUCAAAGAAACGUUGGACACGUUAAUGAACCCACUUCCUCUGGAAGAAAAGAAACAGAAGAUGGAAGAAAGCCUCAAAGAGACACUCGAGCAAAUGGGAGAUCAAUUGAAAAACGUCAGUGAAACGUUAGACUCCUUGAGGCAAGCAAGCCAAGAUGAAGAAAACCUCAAGGAGACACACAAGCAAAUGAGAAAUCAUGAGAAGAACAUCAGUGGAAAGCUGGACUCCUUGAGGGAACCAAGCCAAGAUGAAGGUCAGUACGUAGACUUAAGAUAUUUCAAGGCACAGAGGUUCCUUCUCUAGUCACCAAAAAUGUUC
Molecule: messenger RNA, 1482 nt
Organism: Orbicella faveolata
Lineage: Eukaryota; Metazoa; Cnidaria; Anthozoa; Scleractinia; Merulinidae
Biological process (GO): signal transduction
Molecular function (GO): protein binding
Source: RefSeq, a predicted model, not a curated record